CAUGUACCUCUCUCUCUCUCUCUCUCUCUCUCUCUCUCUCUAUCAUCCCUCUCUCGUAUUGUGGUUAAAUUCUCUCUCGGAGGUGACCGUUUCUUCACUCCAAAAUCGAAGCUAGGAAGAUUCACUUGGUAGGUUAAUUAUGGCCGUCUCUCUCAUUUCGUGUUUCCCCUUUCAAGUUAGGUUUAUUUGAUAAUGGCGGAAUUUUAGGUUUUUUUUCCUACUUAUGCUAUAUCACGAACUCGUAUACUCCUAUAUUUUUUUCAUCUGUGGUACUGCGAUAGAUUUUCUGGAUUUUGACCUCGAUCGGAUUUGUUUUUUCCUCGGAAAUGAUUUUCUGGAUCUUCGUUUAAUUGGGAUCCGAUUCGAGGUGCCUUUUUGGAUCCGAGUUUUAAGCUCGAGGAGAUUGCAAAGGAAUCUAUAUUGGAAAAUGUUCUUGGACGACACACAUAUGAUUCCAGUGCAACGUGGAAUUAAGGAUCGUGUUCAGAUGAAAUAUCUGAGUUAAAAAAAAAAGGUUUGUUGCUGAAUUUGCUCUAAUGGCUAUUGCUGGCCUGCAAAACAUUUUGGCGAUUGAUUCAUCUUUCCCUCGGGACUCUGAGGUUCGAGCAUCUAGACAAAGGGAAAAUGAAGGAAGGCCGAACGUCCGGGCGUCCUCGCUCCUACAGAUGUGGAGGGAACUUGAGGAUGAUCACGUGACGGGUCAUGCUGCUCGUGAGAGAGAUACUGAGAGGAGGAGUGGCUCCUCUACUUCUAAUGCUUUGAGGGGAAAUGGAUAUGACAGUAAUAUUAGUUCACAUGAUAUCGUUAUAGAUAGUGUUAAUUUGGGUGAGAACGAGCUUGGUGGAUGGUCCCCUACGCCGAGUCAUGUUGGUUCACAUAACUCGAGUGAGGAUCAGAGCGAGCACUCUUCAGAUCUGGGGAUGGUUGAAAGGGAAAGAGUUAGACAGAUUUUUCGUGAGUGGAUGAGCUCCGGGACAGGUGCACAUGCUUCUUCUGCUUCUCCCACAACUAACAGCUCGAGAGCAGAGUGGCUUGGCGAAACUGAGCAGGAAAGAGUGAGGAUCAUAAGGGAGAUGGUUCAGAUGAAUAGCCAACAGAGACCUGUUCUUGGUGACCUCAGGGAAGAACAACCUGUUGAAGCUGGUAACCAGAUUGAAAGAGUAGUCGAUGGAAGGGUUGUUAAUGCGAACUGCGUCCAGAAUGAACAUGCUAGAAGAGGCAUACGCAAGUUAUGUGGCAGGCAAGUGCUGGUGGAUAUGUUGAAAAUGGCUGAGAGGGAAAGGCAAAGAGAGCUGGAGGGCUUGAUGCAGCAUCAUGCUGUAUCCAACUUUGCUCAUCGCAACCGCAUUCAGGCAUUGCUAAGGGGGAGAUUCUUGCGAAAUGGUGCCAAGGUUGAUAGAGAGAAACCAACUUCAUCUGCAGCUACUGAGUUGGGCUUUCUAAGAGAGAGGCAAACUGUAUCUGAGCUGAGGGAGGAAUUUAUAUCCAGACUGGACCGGUCUGUCUCUGGUCAAGCGAGCACUAGUCAUUCGGAGACCUCAUCGAAUGCCGAAACUGAUGAUGAUAGAGCUGAACAAAACGAUUUGAAUUGCCAAGAUAGCAUCAAUGAUGCAGACGGUGCUUCAGAUCUAAAUUGCAGAGAGGCUGACAACCAAAGUUCGCUGGAUGAGUUAACUAAUUCUAGACGCUGUCAUAAUCGGAGCACAAGUUUGGAAGAAAGGACCGCACGUGUAGAAGGCUGGCAGGGGCAACUCUCUGAGAAUAUCCAAAGUGAAUGGCGACGCUCGGAAAGUGAUGAAUUUUCUCAAAGAGGAAAUGAUGCUGAAGUAGACCUGCAUAGCCAUCAAAGGGAUGAUGCUACUGGGUGUUCAUCCUCUUCAAUUCGAGGAGACGAGAACAGAGUAUGCGGUCGUUUACAAGAGACUAGCGAGAUAUCCUAUGAACGGUCUCUGCAAAGUUUUGAAGAAACUGCCACUAUGGGGCCUAUCAACAGGACAACAAAUUUCCAGGAGCAUCUGCCUGAGAGCAUUAAUCUAACCCUCACCUUAGAGGAACAAGCAGAGGAGGAGAUUCUGGUAAACGAAGAAUCUGAUUGGCAACUUAUCAAUGGUGAAACCAGUGAAUGGAGAGAUGACGCUGAGGAGGAGGCAGAUUCGGACGUUCCUGAGAAUUUUCCAAAUCAAUUGUCUCGAAUAUCAUCCGUGGACGAGGACGGAGAAGCCCAUGGCCUCCUAGAACUCACAGAGAUGCAGCCUGAUGAUGCUGAUCUUCAAAGCACAGUACAAGACUGGUCGGAAGAACAUUCUGAUCAAGACACGGUCUCGAUUGAUAGGUCUGCGGUAUUCUAUCCUCGGGAUGAGGAUAAUGAGAACAUGGAACUCAGAGAACUCUCGAGCAGGAGACGUGUCUCAAAUCUUCUGCAAAGCGGGUUUAGGGAAAAUCUCGACCAACUAAUACAAUCUUACAUGGACAGACGAAGCCGAAACCCUGUCGACUGGGAAGAACAUGAGUCUUUUCCUGAAGCUGCACUAGUAGCUGAACAUACAGAACACCAGGAGGAUGAUACUCAGAGUGGUGGCCAAGAAGUUGAUACUGUUGAAUCUCCUCCUUUGUCUCUACCCUCACCAGUGAUUCCAGUUCAGCCAUUCUGGGACCAUGAUCGAUCCAGUUCAAACUGGCCGACACAUGAUAUGCAUCGCAUUGGAAUGGAUUGGGAUUCGAUCAACGAUUUGAGGUUAGACAUGGGAAGAAUACAGCACAGGAUGGAUAAUCUGCAGAGGAUGCUCGAGGCUUGCAUGGAAAUGCAACUCGAGUUACAACGGUCCAUAAGACAAGAGGUCUCUGCCGCUAUGCACCGCUCUUGUGAGACAUCAGGUUCAUCUAUUGACACUGAGAGCUACGAAUCGAAAUGGGAAUAUGUAAGGAAAGGAAUCUGUUGCAUAUGCUGCGAGAGCAACAUUGAUUCUUUAUUGUAUAGAUGUGGACAUAUGAACACAUGCGAGACGUGUGCGAAGAAGCUAGUGGAAGCUGGAGGAAAAUGUCCCAUGUGUCAAGCUCCUGUGGUUGAGGUAGUUCGUGCUUACUCUAUUUGCUGAAACACAACUCUUCUUUUAACUCUCUCUCUCUCGCUCCAAAGCUCUGCUUCAUAGGUUUCUGGGUUUAUACUGAAAUGUCUUGUGAUACUUUAUAACAUAGAAGAUAUUACUCUGAUUCACUCGGCUCUUAAUUUUAUCCGUGGUGUAAGGAAAGACACACACACACUUCCUUAACUAUUUUUAUACACAUGAAAUAUCAAAAGAUUCAUUAGAAAAUUGGUGACAGUAUAUCUGAGACUAUUUACAUUUUUGUGCAUAUCCC
Molecule: messenger RNA, 3357 nt
Organism: Thlaspi arvense
Lineage: Eukaryota; Viridiplantae; Streptophyta; Magnoliopsida; Brassicales; Brassicaceae
Source: the annotation of a GenBank genome assembly